UAACGGAUUAAAUUUUUUGCUAUUUUAUUCUUCUGGGAUAAAUACAAUACAGGAUCGCAACUAGUAUGGCAAACACUUGCUAUAGUUUACUCCAAGGACAUGAGCAAGAGUGGUGUGAUGCAUAUGAAUUGUGCCACGAGGAAUUAUACUAUAAGCAACCAAGCGGAUUUCGUGCAAAGAUUUUUAUGACUACAUUUAUUAUUCUUGCUGCCCUAAUGACAGGUUCUUUUCUCGCUUCCAUAUUUUAUUUGAAGGUUAAUCACAAGCAUGAUAAUAUAUAUUAUCUUGCUCUGUGUGCUAUUCCCAUCCAUGACAAUUAUACGGGAUCAAUUCCGUACAUGUUAAGUCAAACAGAUGAUUUCAACUCCACCUGGAAGACAGUUACAGCGUCACAAUAUAUUGAAACUUUAAUUGAUGCUUUAAUUGAUCCCUAUGAAUAUUACUUACGUGAAGAAAUCCAAUUUAAUAUAACUGCUAGUAUGGGAGUCCAAGCAGUUAUAAAUGUUUAUGAUAUCAGUGGUAAUCUAUCUACUCAAAUUUAUCACGACUUCAGAAAAAAUCACACCGUAAUUGUGGACUAUGAAAACCAACGAUGUUUCAUCGAGAGACUUAAGCGUAAUAUUACCAUGGAUGCGCAAGAAGUGUUGUUGUCUAUGCAGAGGAAGGAAAACAUUUUUCCUAUACCGCAGGGUAAAGUGUUGUUUUUACGUAAACGUAUCAUUCUACCAGCUGUUGUUGAUCUAUCCUUCGCUAAUAAGUAUAUGGUAAGGGAUUGUCAUGAUAAAUAUGUCUACAUACUAACUGAUUAUCGUCCCCAAGAUGAUGACCUGGCUGAUCGAUUGACUAGGAAAGAUGUUGUCUUUCACACAUUUUUUGAUCGAGGUAUUACUAAAUAUAGCCUCGUCAACUUUAAUGACAUUUUAAUGUUUGAAAAAGAAGAAGUUAAGAUUUAA
Messenger RNA from Teleopsis dalmanni, 953 nucleotides. RefSeq lists its product as uncharacterized. Gene Ontology annotation, cellular component: Golgi apparatus; plasma membrane; extracellular exosome. Gene Ontology annotation, molecular function: amyloid-beta binding. Bases 66 to 953 code for a protein of 295 amino acids. The record is from RefSeq and is a predicted model, not a curated record. Gene Ontology annotation, biological process: negative regulation of amyloid precursor protein biosynthetic process. Lineage: Eukaryota; Metazoa; Arthropoda; Insecta; Diptera; Diopsidae. The transcript is spliced from 3 exons.